UCAAAAAUGAGUAACCGAUAGUAAUCGCGAUCAACUGAGUAAAAGCACCUCAUUGUCAUCAAGCGAGCUUACUCAGUUUGCGCCAACUCUUCGCGGUCGACGAAACUGAGUUGUCGUUACUCAUCGACUGAGUAGAAUUUUUUCUCAGUGUACAAUAUAGUGCGCAAUUUCCAAUAGCGAAAUCCAUCCUGCUACCCGCCACGCGUGGCGCUGUUGUCGCAGUGGUGAUGGAAAUAAAAACCAGCUGUCAUGCGCGUCGGCUUCCAAAUUUUCAAAUUUAAAAUUGAAAAAAAAGUGCUUUUUCGUCAAAUUUAUCGCUGAAAAACACCCUGAAGUUGUAAGGAAAGUGAAAUAGAUUCGAAUGGACUGCUGCAUAAUCCCAGGUUGCGCGGGCGAGAGACCACUUUUCCGAGUUCCGAAUGCAGGAAGUAAUGUAUUCCGGCGGUGGAAGAAAGUUGCUCCGGUAUACGGAACCGGCACCGAGCGGAUAUGCUCGCAUCAUUUUACAAAACACGAUUUUCAAAAAAAUAUCCGGAAGAAGCUGAAGACCAGUGCGACCCCGUCGAUCCAGUUGCCAGCUGUGAGCAUGAAGGCAGCAACAAAAUCGGGCUGCUGCAUUAUUGGCUGCCGGUCCAAAGAUUUGAGGAAGAUGGAAAGGUUUCCCUCAUCAACUUCGCCAGCAUGGAAGAAGUGGGUCGAGCUACUUGGCUGUAAAGACACCAGUACAAUAGGCUGGAGGAUAUGCCGGAACCACUUCAAAGAUGACGCAUUUACUACAGUAACAUCGAUCUAUUUGAAAAGUAAUUCCGUCCCAACCAAGAAGCUGUCAAGACCUGUAAAGACGGUAGCAGUCCAUCGCAGAAGAGUCAUAGAGACGCCAAUUCCAGAGUGUCUGAUUGACCAUAACUAUUCUACCGAAAAUCUACAACCAAAAAGCAACAGAAUGUGCUCCGUGUUUGGUUGCACUGCAAAGACGAGCAAAGGCGUGUUUCUUCACAAAUUUCCGAAAGAAAUAAGCAUGUUAAAAGUAUGGAUGCAUGCUAUUAAAACAGGGAAAACUCCGACAAAAAACUCCUACGUUUGCAGCCAACACUUCCACGACAGUGAUUACAGCACCGGAACGAAUGUAUUGAGGAAAUGUGCAGUGCCUUCUCGUAAUAUCCCUCAAACAUUCUUACAAGAAGUUCAGUCGCGUACCAGUGACCCCUACAAGCGAAUCUUUAAAUCCUUCCGAAAAACAAAGAAGGAUGUCGAACACCACUCAGAUGGUAGUCAUAACCCACAAGAAAGUUCAUCGCUGGAAACUUCCAAAUUACUCAACAGCGUCGUUGAGUCUGGGCCGUCUGGACUGUGUGCUGUAGAUAAAUCCACCUUUGAGUUUAUUACGGAAGCUUCGCUAAACAGGAACACGGAGGCAGGCCCUUCUGAAGUGUGCACCGAAGAGAUCUCUACCAAUAGCGAAAAUCAGACGAAUCCCCUGAACUGCUUUGAAAAAGACCACAUACAUCAAGACGAGAACACCGAAGCAAUGAUGGAUUCAAAUGUUCUUGAAAAGACUCUUCAAACCCACGGCAUUGCCAUCCUGAGCGAUUUUUUAAUAACAGAAAAACACAUAACUACAUGGACGGGAAUUCCAUCUUUGAAGCUGUUGGAAGUUUUAUGUGCAAUGGUCAAAACUAUGGAAGACAACGUCUACCCGAAAAAGUAUAAAAUGCAUGCAACCGAUCGUGUUAUACUGACAUUGGUGAAAUUGAAGCAGAAUUUAUCAUUCGCCGCACUGUCCACAGUUUUCAGUAUAUCGCCCACAACAGUCGCAGAAUAUUUCUCUUAUACUGUCCAAGUGCUUGCAGAAGUUCUAGGAACUAUGGUGUAUAUGCCGUCGCAACAAGAAAUCAAAAAGAACAUUCCUCAUUGCUUCAAAGGGAAAUUCGAAAAAGUUCGUUGCAUUCUCGAUUGCACGGAAAUGAGUAUUGCAUCACCAAACUGCUUAAACUGUAGGAUCGCUUGCUACUCCAAUUACAAACAUAAACGCACGGUCAAAUUUCUACUGGGUGUUACUCCAGCUGGCCUUAUCAGCUUCUGCAGCCGUGGAUAUUCCGGGAAGUCGUCGGAUAAGUAUAUUUUUAUAAAGGAAAACUUCAUCGACAAGCUUGAAAAACAUCAUGAUGAAAUUAUGGUGGAUAAAGGCUUCGCCAUAGAGAAAGAGUGCGCUGAGAACGGAAUUCGUUUGCAUAUUCCGCCUUUCUUACGAGAAGACAGGUUAAGGGCAGAAGACGCCAUAUUAAAUGAAUCCAUAGCCAAAGCUCGUGUGCACGUAGAACGUGCAAUUGAAAGAGUAAAAAGGUUCGGAGUUCUGCGGGGUAGCGUUGAUGCGAGCGUGCUAAGGCAUAUCGACGACAUUAUGAUGAUUGCUUGUGGGAUUGUAAACCUGACGGCACCGAUCCUGAAAGAUGAUAAGUUUUGACGUAAUGAAUUGUUGGUAAGUAAUUCAGUUUUCAUUAUACAGGGUGUUAGGUUCCUGAGUGCAAACUUUUUAAAGGGUGAUGGAGGACCAUUAAUGUUGAAAAAAAUUGUUCUACGCAUAUGGUCAAAUCUCAACCGUUACGUAGUUAUUGAACUUCCCAUGUUUUUGACUCUUAUUGCCUUAACUGGCUAUAACUUGAAAAUUGUCAAACGUAUUGUAGUUUUUUGGCCCUUAUUCGAAAGAUUAUUGAAUUUUCUAUCAAAUGGCAUCUUUGAAUCGAUUGGUUUAGUUAAAUAACUAAGUUUUCUAGAGCAUAAUAGCUAAAAAUAGUUUGUUUUAUUUUGUUUUUGUCAAUUAUCUUUGAAACAUGCGUAAUAAAUUAAAAUUCUUUCUUUGGCAAAGUUGUGGCCCCUAUUACACUCUACAAUUCGUUAUUUGACACCAAACUUCUAACUCUUAUCGUUUUCUUGAAAUUUUGAUUUAAAUGUGCGGCACGGUGCGAAAAAAUGUGCUUACCAUGACAGUUGCUAAUUUAUGAUCUGAAAUGCGAUGUUUUAAUCGAAAUUGCAAGAAAACGAUAUGAGAUAGAAGUUUGAUGUCAAAGAACGAAUUGUACAGUGGAACAGGGGCCAUAACUUUGCCAAAGAAAGAAUUUUAAUUUAUUACGCAUUUUCCAAAGAUAAUUGACAAAAACAAAUUAAAACACUACUGUUGAGCUAUUUGCUCUAGAAAAUUUAGUUAUUUAACUAAACUAAUCGAAUCAAGAGGCCAUUUGAUAGAAAAUUCAAUAAUCUUUCGAAUAAGGGUAAAAAAACUGCGAUAAGUUUGAUCAUUUUCAAGUUAUAGCCAGUUAAGGCAUUAAGAGUAAAAAACAUGAGAAGUUCAAUAACUACGUAACGGUUGAGAUUUGACCAUAUGUGUAGAAAAUUUUUUUUCACCAUUUAUGGUCCUCUAUCACCCAUUAAAAAGUUUGCACUCAGGAACCUAACACCCUGUAUUUUACUUGACUAUGAGUGUUUCCGGUGUAGUUCAACAUACAAUACUAAUAAAUAAUAUUGAUUUUAUUUUAUUCUAAUCAACGCCAGCACUACGAAUGCCACCUCAAUCAACUAGUAUCAGCAUAUUGUACUCACAGAAAUACCUAUUAUAGGUAGAAUAGAAAAAAAUCGUUACACUCAGUUGAAAGCGUAGCAUACGUUCACAUGAAAGUAUAUGUUGUAAAGUACAAAUAAAGUAAAAAACAAAACCCAAAA
This is a messenger RNA of Aedes albopictus (Asian tiger mosquito), 3717 nucleotides long. RefSeq lists its product as uncharacterized. The record is from RefSeq and is a predicted model, not a curated record. Lineage: Eukaryota; Metazoa; Arthropoda; Insecta; Diptera; Culicidae. The coding region runs from base 362 to 2464 and encodes 700 amino acids. The transcript is spliced from 5 exons.